Cyphellophora attinorum is the source of this 1083-nucleotide messenger RNA. Its product is annotated as UDP-galactose transporter-like protein. The transcript has 2 exons. The record is from RefSeq and is a predicted model, not a curated record. Bases 1 to 1083 code for a protein of 360 amino acids. Gene Ontology annotation, molecular function: UDP-glucose transmembrane transporter activity; UDP-galactose transmembrane transporter activity. Gene Ontology annotation, cellular component: endoplasmic reticulum membrane; Golgi membrane. NCBI's taxonomy places the organism in Eukaryota, Fungi, Ascomycota, Eurotiomycetes, Chaetothyriales, Cyphellophoraceae. Gene Ontology annotation, biological process: UDP-galactose transmembrane transport.
AUGGCUCGGCGCAAGCAGGUCGCGCCGAUGCAGCGCAUCAACUCAGGCGAGAUCAUGCAGCCGCUCCCUGACAACGCAGAGACACCCGCAGCAUACACCAACGGCCAAAUCGCAACAAAGAGGCGACCGCUCCUCCCAGAUAGUCCCUCGUCGAAGCCUCCCGCCGGCAUCCUACAACUCCUAACCUGCCGCUACCUUCUCCUCACCUCCACCUCCACCACCAACAUCCUCCCCUCCCGCGCGGCCCUCUCCCCACUCCUCCUCGUCGCGAUCACCCAAACCCUCGCUUCCCCUUUCGGCUACGCCUCUCUCGCCCACGUCGACUAUCUCACAUUCGUCCUCGCCAAAUCCUGCAAACUUCUCCCCGUCAUGUUCCUCCACGUCACCUUCUACCGCAAACGCUACCCUCUGUCAAAAUACCUCAUCGUGCUGGCCGUCACCGCGGGCGUCGCGAUCUUCACCCUCUACCACCCGCCCAAGACCUCUUCCUCGAAACUCAAGGCCUCUAAACCCGCCAAAUCCUCCUACUACGGCCUCGCCCUCCUAGCAAUCAACCUCCUCUUCGACGGCCUAACCAACACCACCCAAGACCACAUCUUCUCCUCCCCGGCCAAAUACGGCCGCGUCACCUCCGCCCAGAUGAUGGCAAUCACAAACUUCUACUCCACGAUCCUGAUGGCAGCAUACCUCCUCGUCACCCCGCACCUGCCUAUCACCCUGCUACCAGUCUUUGCUCAAACGACCAACACAAACGAACUCACAACCGCUCUGUCCUUCCUCCAACGACACCCCUCCGUGCUCUAUGACGUCCUCGGCUUUGCGGCCUGCGGCGCUAUCGGCCAGCUCUUCAUCUUCGCGACACUCGAGCGCUUCUCGAGUCUGUUGCUGGUCACAGUGACCGUCACGAGGAAAAUGCUGACUAUGGUGCUGAGUGUAGUCUGGUACGGCAAAAGCCUAACCGGAGGGCAGUGGAGUGGUGUGGGCCUCGUCUUUGGGGGCAUCGGAACGGAGGCGUGGUUGGGUGCGCAGGAGAAGAAGGCGAAGAAGGCGAGGGAGGCCAAAAUCAGGGGAAAGGAGCUGUAG